AUGAGUGUCUACCAUCGAUAUGCCUCAGGAGAAUACGAUAAGACGUAUUUUGAAAAGGCAAGCGAAAGUAGGAAACAUGACGACAAGGUGGGACGAAUACAAAUUUCUCCAUUAUUAGGCCAGUUUAGCACUUCCGAUACGCUAUAUAAAUUUAAAGAAAAAAGUAUUGAAGAGUGGUUAGCUAUAUUCCCAAAGGCAGCAUAUUUUAAAGGAUACGAUGAAAGUUUGUUCGGAAAUGUUAUAAUUAUGGUUUACGAAAACUCGCAUACGGGAAAGUUAAACACUACGUCCUUUAGUAAAUUUGGCGUUACAUCUUAUGACAAUUUAGUAUUAGAUGCCAGAUCGAGAUUCUGGCCAAGUUGUGAAAAUUUAUUGCCCAGUUAUCAGAAAUCUAACGUUAGAAGAAGCUUAGCUAUAACUAACUUGAAGAACUACAACAAGCUUGUAAAUAGUCCAGGAAAUUUUUAUGUCAACAAAAGCUGGGAUGAAACCUAUGCGGGUAGCUUAGCAAAUAAUAUGCAAUUGAUUUCUGAGAAGAAACCAGAAAAAUUUGGAUUGAAGCUCUUAGAAUUAGGCUUACUUCAAACUCAUUGUAUACAAUCUACAGUUUUAGAUGUGAUUUAUGAUAAUGCAUCUUCAGAAACAAGCGAUAAAAUAGUCGAAGAGAACAAUAAAUUAGUGUUCUUAAUUGGGUCUCAGUUGGAGCAGCUAUUUGAUCCAUUAUUGGAGUAUUCACCAGAGAUUAUGGAAUUUUCUUAUACCGUACCAGUAGAUGCUAUUCUGCCUCAGAUAAAAAACAACGAACUAAUAAAUACAAUUAUAAGUGAGUUACUUACUGUUCAAACGAAUUUUACAAUGAGAUUAGUGAACUUGUUACAGAAUUUUAUCAUUCCAUUGCGUAUCCACGUUUUAGCUGCAACAUCAUCUUCAGGAAUUACAAAAAUUAAUCAAGUUUUCCCUCCAACAAUAGAUGAGAUCACUAGAAUAAACUGUAUAUUGCAUGAUUCGUUGAAAAAGGCAUCGGCUUUUGGAUAUGUUGAAAUAAUGAAAGCUGUUGGUACGAUAAUGCCAUAUUUCUAUAAAGCAUUUAUUAGGCAUGAAGCAAAUUUAAAGAACUUUAGAGAUAAUUUAGCCAAAUUUCACAGUAAAAAUAAUAAGAAAAUAUUUGAAAACACUAUGAUAAACAAAGGGAAUCUUGGCAUACGGGAUAUUGACUCAAUUGUAGCUGGGUCUCUACUAGAAUUGCCAAAACUUAAGUUGAUACUUGUCAGGUUGAAGGAUUCAAUCAUUUUUGAAAAGACGAAAUUGAGCAAUUUUGAAGAUGAUCCAAGCAACGAGUUUUUUACAAUCGAGAAGUAUUUCAAUUCUGCCGUCGAUGUUAUUGAUGCAUUUGGAUUUGAGGAGGAGAAUAAUCAAACAAAGAUAGAUAUCAGACAAAGAGUCUUUACACCAACGGGAAAAAUAUUAACAGAAUUGGCGUCUAACUGGCCACCCGAAUUGCAAUAUGGGUGGUUGGCGCGUAAAGUUGUUGGAAUUUAUGAAAUGAGAAACAUUAAACCCUUGAACGAUACAUUUUAUGAUUUGGAUAUCUUGAUUAUAUUUUCAGAUCAUAUACUAUUUUUAACUAUUGUGGAUGAUUCGUAUUAUAACGAGAGAAAUAAUGAAUCAAUGAAGAAUCUCUGUGUUUCUGACAUUUUAAUGCAUUCGCUAGUGAAUGAUAAGCCAUUACCAAAUUUGAAGCUGUUACCAACAAUGGAAGUAAAUUGUUGGUGCAUCAUAAAUGAGGUAAUUACAACUACUUACAAAGGAGUAUCCCCUAUCACCUCAAAGACUCAAGAAUUUUUAAAAUUUGUAAAUAUUUCCAAGACAGGAUUCAAAAACAAUAAUGCAGAAAAUAGUACUAUUAGUAAAAAUUAUGAAAUUUUAGAUGGGAGCGAUAGGGGAAAUGUCGAUGGAUGCAAAAUUAUAGAGCUAAUAAAUAAAUCAACAGUACUAAAUAAAAGGAAACCAUUCCAUUUGUUUAGAUCAAACGAUCCGAAACUACAUAUUUAUUCUAUUGCCCAAGAACUAUCUGCAUAUCAGGAAGAAAGUUGUAAAUCUCCUAUGGCAUUGUACUUGAAUUUAUCGAUUCAUGAUCCGAAGAAAUAUUUUGAAGAAAAUCAAACUGUUCAUUUUGUAUUAAAUGCAUCUUUUAUUAAUGAUCAUCAAAUUCAUAUGGUUGGUUUUAAUAGAGCUGAAACAUUUGAAUUGAACGAAAUUAUUUCUUCUAAUGAUUUACAAGUUUGCUUGAAAGAAGUAAUAGUUAAGAAUUUUAGUCUAUUAUUUAACACAUUUAGUAAUAUUUCAAAAAUGCUUACUCAAGGAUAUGCCUAUGACAUAAAUUAUUGUGCAAAUAUUUUUACACAAAUUGACGAAAUAAAGCUAAACGAACAUAGACAAGAAAUUGCUAAAAACAAAAGUACUGAUUCAAUUUCAAGACCCAAAACUAGAAAUGUGUCAGAAAUUAUAUCGAUACCAGAAGUCUACAUGAAUAAAAUAUCACCUUCAAAUACAAAUACGCGAGACCAACGUCUGCAACAAAGAAGGACGGAAAAAAGGCUCUCUACAAGAAGUAAGAACAAUUCUAGGGAUGUUGAGGUCAAGAAAAGUUCACAAGAAAGACCAGACAAACGUAAUUCUAUGAUUAAGAAAGUCUUCAGAUCUUUGAGACGGUCUUUUGAUGGCAUAGAAAAUUCUACGCCUAAAACUGAAAUACAUGAAAAUAAUAAUACUUCAAAAUUGCAAGACAGCUCUUCAUUUUCUGGAAAGAAAAAUGAGUAUACUAGUUUAUAUAAACCUGUGCCACAAUUACAAACAAAAGAACAAAAGCAUGUACACGAACAAGUACAAGUACAAGAACAAGGACAAGGACAAGGACAAGGACAAGAACAAGAACAAGGACAAGAACAAGAAAAAGAACAAGAACAAAGUUUUUCUGAAGCUAAUAUACCUCGAGAUAUAGAUAAUUAUACUGGUAUACAAAUGCGUAAAGAAUGCAACAAUUCUGUUCAACAGUCAAGAAAUACUUCAGGAUCCUUGGAUGUGAAUUCUCAUUUUGAAUUUCCACCGCACCUUGAUUCGCUGUUCGGAUCAAAUAAUAAUACAAUCAUCUUAGUGAAUGACAAUGAAAAUAGGCAUAAAAAUAGACCAGCGCCCGAGAAAAUUCUGAUAUUAGAUAGUACAGAUGAUCAUUCAUCUAAUAUUCCUAGAAGACUGGAAAAUGUGGGUUAUGGAAAAUUUAAUGUAGAAGACUUUUACGAUGAUGGUGAGGCAAAUUGGGUGUCAAUUUCCAAUGAAAAUUACUCAUUGUUAAACGCUGAAAUCAGAGCAUUGAAGGAAGAAGCGCAUAUGGAUACUGAGGAUAUAAUUGAAUUGAACGAUUCAGAUAAUAUAACAGAAGACGAAAUGCGAGAUGUCUAUGAAUCUAAAGAUUUCGAUGCCUUUUACACGCCCCAAAAUCAACUGGUAGCACAAUUUGGUGAUAACCCAACGUCUUUGAAAAAUGAAAAUAGAGAGAUGUCAACACAAUCUUUGGCAUCAUCUGAAAUUAUUGAAGUCUUUGGUAAACAGAUUGAUUCUAAUUUCAGAAGUGACUAUAUUCCAAACUUAAAUGAAAAUUUGCAUCUGAUUAAUUCUAACAAAAAAUUUGGCUUUCAAAAUGAUCAUAGAUUCUCUGUUCUUACAAGCUCAGACGAUGAAUUUUUUUCUUCUGAUGAUUUUGCAAGUAGUUUGCCAAUCGAACGUCAGGAGAAUAAAAAAUCUCACUCACCAAUGAUUAUGAAUUCGAGUUCUAGUGAUGCAACAAUAAUUAAUGAGAAUUUUGAAGAAAAGCUCCUUCCAGCAACUCCUAUCGAUUGUGAUGAUAAGGUAUUACCAUCAUCUCAGAUACAUAAAAAUAUGCAAAGUUCUUCGAUUAGAAGCGAUUCUUUUAGUACCACAUAUGAAUCAAUGACUUACUUAUCGGAGAUCUUAAAUGGUCAUUUAAACUUUUCAGAUUAA
This is a messenger RNA of Debaryomyces hansenii CBS767, 4038 nucleotides long. RefSeq lists its product as uncharacterized. The record is from RefSeq and is a predicted model, not a curated record. The transcript has a single exon. NCBI's taxonomy places the organism in Eukaryota, Fungi, Ascomycota, Pichiomycetes, Serinales, Debaryomycetaceae. Gene Ontology annotation, molecular function: guanyl-nucleotide exchange factor activity. Bases 1 to 4038 code for a protein of 1345 amino acids.